Molecule: messenger RNA, 563 nt
Organism: Symbiodinium necroappetens
Lineage: Eukaryota; Dinophyceae; Suessiales; Symbiodiniaceae
Source: the annotation of a GenBank genome assembly
GUCAGUUCUGCCAUCGAGACGAGCUCGGCCGAUGCCAAGGCAAGGUGGCCAAGGUCAAUGCAGAGCUGGCCGCAGAUCCCGCAAAAGCCACCAGCGAGGACGGACCCAAGUUCCAGUACUACCUGAACAACAUGCAGAAGGCCAUCAUGACCUACCAAUCCGCGCUCUCCACCGCCAAUACCUACACGGUUGCCAUGGGGCAAGUCUGCAAGGUGAAUGAUGCGGCAGAAGCGGCGACCAGGCUCUACGCCGAGAUGAACCCAAUGGCCUCUUCCAAGUUCCACUUGCCCUCCGCCCUCUUGGGCUAUGGUCGUCUUCCGCACCACAAAGGCCUCACGUUCUCAGGUAUCCUUGAUGGAAGAGGGUACUUUGGAGUGAAGACUCCAGCAGCAAAAGCCUGCGUUCGCUUUAGAGCAACUUUUGGCUUGCGCCAUCUGACAGGUUGGUGGCAAUCUGGGUCGUCUAUCAGAGUAGCCACGACAACGGUGGCCCGCUCGUUUCAAGUACGCCAGCAGUCUUUGGAGAUCUUGAAAACGGAGCUACUUUGUGUCUGUGCUUCUUAA